Messenger RNA from Liolophura sinensis, 2863 nucleotides. Its product is annotated as sodium- and chloride-dependent glycine transporter 1-like. The transcript has 15 exons. Gene Ontology annotation, cellular component: plasma membrane. The record is from RefSeq and is a predicted model, not a curated record. Gene Ontology annotation, biological process: amino acid import across plasma membrane; sodium ion transmembrane transport; nitrogen compound transport. Bases 175 to 2082 code for a protein of 635 amino acids. Gene Ontology annotation, molecular function: amino acid:sodium symporter activity. Lineage: Eukaryota; Metazoa; Mollusca; Polyplacophora; Chitonida; Chitonidae.
GCCUGCUUCGUCCCUUGGCCAAGUUUCGCAUUAUUGGUUUAAAGCACCAGCCAGUGCUUUAAUGGCCUUAAAUCAUUUGUCAACGAUGUGCUGUGCAUUGCUGGGAUAAACCAAAUCUGUAAUCUCUCUCUCUCUCUUUCUGUGUGUUGCUGGCGGUCCCCACUUUCCUACACCAUGGAUCGCCUGCGGCAGAAGUUUCGGCAGGUUACUGGUAGACAUAACGGCAAGGUCGUGCCCGAGGGCACUAGCCAGACCCAGCAGAGGUUAGAGAGGGGCAAUUGGGGAAAUAAACUGGAGUUUAUUCUGACGUGCGUGGGUUAUUCUGUGGGACUUGGCAAUGUUUGGAGAUUUCCAUAUCUUGCAUUCAAGAAUGGUGGCGGGGCCUUCCUCAUUCCUUACUGGAUCAUGCAGCUGUUUGUGGGCAUGCCUUUAUUCUUUUUAGAAUUGUCGUUUGGACAGUUUGCAAGUCUUGGGCCUCUUACAAUCUGGAGGAUAAGCCCGGUCUGCAAAGGAAUCGGAUUCAGUAUGGUGAUAACGCUGGCGCUGGUGGCCACUUAUUACAACGUCAUCAUCGGGUACUGCUUCUUCUACUUCUUCGCGUCGAUGACAGACCGGUUGCCGUGGGCCCACUGUGACAACGUCUGGAACAGUCCAAACUGUGUGGUGGGAAACGAAACUCUGGCUUCGGGUGAACAGGCCAUAUCCUCAAGCGAAGAUUUCUUCACUCGGUAUGUACUGGACCAGUCUCCGACCAUUGACGAGAUUGGCACACCUCGAUGGCAGCUUGUUCUCUGUCUGAUGCUGGCCUGGACUGUCGUCUUUGUCGUCCUUGUUAGGGGAAUCAAAUCACUAGGGAAGGUGGUCUAUUUCACAGCAACUUUCCCCUAUCUGUUGCUGUUGGCAUUGCUUAUAAGGGGUGCCACUCUAGAGGGUUCAGCUGACGGUAUCUACUAUUAUCUGACACCCAGAUGGGACAGGCUGGACGAUUCAUCGGUAUGGAGUGACGCCACAACCCAGGUGUUCUAUUCCCUCAGUGCCUGCUCGGGGGGGCUAAUUAUGAUGUCCAGUUUUAACAAGUUUAGUAACAACUGUCUCAGAGACGCCCUAAUCGUGCCACUCAUUGAUUGCCUUACAAGCUUUUUCUCCGGGUUUGUUAUCUUCACAGUGCUCGGCUUCAUGGCGCAUGCCAAAGGCGCCAAAGUCGAGGACGUUGCCGCAGAUGGACCAGGGUUGGCUUUCGUUGCCUACCCAGAAGCAAUUGCGAACAUGCCUUAUCCGGUAGUAUGGGCGGUCCUGUUUUUCUUUAUGAUGCUCAUUAUAGGAUUCAGUUCUCAGUUUUCUAUUAUCGAAACGUUGGUGUCCUCCGUUUCUGACGAGUAUGACUUCAUACUGCGCAAGAACUGGAGGGUUUCCAUGCUGUUCCGAGUCAGCAUAUGUUGUGCACUGUUUCUCCUGGCGCUACCGAUGACCACGCAGGGUGGAAUCUAUUUGCUGACGCUCAUUGACACGUUCGUUAGCGGGUUUCCUCUGCUUUUCGUCGGUCUCUUUGAAUGCUUCGCUUUGUGUUACAUCUAUGGUUACAAAAACUUUGCUGCCGACAUUAAGAUGAUGCUGGGAAGGGAACCUUUUAUCUACUGGCGGAUAUGUUGGUGUUUCAUCACACCAGGCCUCCUGUUUGCUGUGAUUGUCUUCAAGGCCAUCGAGUACACACCAGCGUCAUACGGUGAUGAUUAUGUGUUCCCAAACUGGGCCCAAGCAUUAGGCUGGCUCAUUUGUCUCUUCCCCGUGAUGGCCAUGCCCGGAUGGUUUCUCUUCUACUAUUGCCGUAAUGGCGGAUGGAAGGUAGCCUUCAAAGUGAGUCGCGCGCUACCGGUCUGGGGGCCCGCCUUAACUGAAAACAGGAUCAAGGACCCUCGCUACACUUGUUCAUCAACGGCCCCUGGUUCCAGUGACGUUCCACAGGAUUCUGAUGGCGGGGUAACUGGUGAUGGAACAGUGGCCAACAUGAAAAAGGAACCUAACAUUCCUGUACAAAAUGGCGUCAGCAGUAUACAAUGCGAAGAAAGCGCCGCAAAUCAAUGAUAUGUUGUUGCACAUGUAACUGAUAUAUAGAGUAUAAGAAAAGCAUAGACAGUUCUUGAUUAGCCAUGUUCUAUGGGACUUGGGCGUUUCCAAUGUGUGAUACGUAUGAAAUAUGUAGAAUACAAAUAGGCCGUCCCUCUGGUAUAUAGAUGUAAUACAGGGGCCGCUUGGACAAAGCGAUCGUAGCCUAAGUGAAUUGUAACUACAAUGGCUACACAUGUUAAAGGCAUAUGUUGCCAUGGUAGUUUAAGUCAAGUUGGACUACGAUCGCUUUGUGCAAGAGGACCCAGGUCUAUAACUGGUUGAGAAAUCAGAAUAAGGUAAAUAGUGGUCCACACAUCGCCGUGCAGAACUCAUCGGUGUCAGCGCAUAAAGCUUAGUAGGACUACACUGGAGGUCUGUUUGAAGUACUGUUAUCUUCCUGAAAUUCAUGUUUCAUUGCUUCUUAUGUACAGCAUGCAUGUGUAUACCCAAGGGCAAAGGUGCGAUGUAUAUAUUUGAACUCGUAAGUUUCAUCGAAGGGUACAUUGGACAACACUGGCCAACUGUUUGAAAAGAUCUGGUUGUGUUUAUUUUAUUGAGGGUGUGGACUGCAGUUUUACAAAGUAAUUGUUUCGUCUGGUCUUAUAACCCUAGCGAUACCCUAGUAAAAAUUAUUGUUAAAUUUAUAAAUAUUUUAGUCCAUGAAAAACACAUGGACGACAUAUUCUUAUACUUCAUGUUAUUGAAAUCAAAGUAUUCAACUUAUACACAUGACUGCAUUUCAGUUUUCCAAUCAGUU